CACCCCUGACGUGGGGCUGUCCCCGCCGCGCCCCCGCGCCCGGGCCGCCCGCGGGCUGCUGCGGCGUCAGACGGGAUCCCGCAGGCGGGCAGGCGAGCAUCCGUCAGUCCGUCUGUCAGUCAGUCCGUCCGUCCUUCCGAGCGGCCGGCCGGCCGUGCGUCCCCACCGCGCCCCAGGGCGAAGCUGGCGUGAGCCCUAUGGGAGCAGCCUUCUGUCCGGUGCACGGGCUCUGGUGGUGUUGGGCAUGAUGCUGUGGGUCCUGGUGGGUGCCCUCCUUCCUGUGGUGCUGUUGGCUGCCCCCCCUCCCAUCAACAAGCUGGCACUGUUCCCAGACAAGAGUGCCUGGUGUGAGGCCAAGAACAUCACCCAAAUUGUGGGGCACAGUGGCUGUAAAUCGAAAUCCAUCCAGAACAGGGCCUGUCUAGGACAGUGCUUCAGCUACAGUGUCCCCAACACCUUUCCCCAGUCUACAGAGUCUCUGGUACACUGUGACUCCUGCAUGCCUUCUCAGUCCAUGUGGGAAAUUGUGACGCUGGACUGUCCCAGUCAUGAUGAGAUGCCCCGAGUGGACAAGCUGGUAGAGAAGAUUGUCCACUGUAGCUGCCAGGCCUGCGGCAAAGAGGCGAGCCACGAGGAAAUGAGCUUUUUCACGCACGGCAGAGAGGAGCACCCUGCCUCCCACCCUGGCCGCCAUUCCCUCGAGGUCGAGGAACCUCCUGGUCCCACCCACCCUGUGGAGGAGGGGGCUGAGGAGUGAUUUCUUCUUUCUUUUUCCUUCCCCUCCCCCCAACCCCCCUCCCUUGGAACUCUGCUUCCCACCUUCCUGUGGGGAAGAGGAGAGGCUGGGCCCCCACCCCCCUCCCCAUGGUCAGUGGAUGGACUUGGACUACUGCCCGGUUGUCAUGGCAAUUAUUGAGAGUAGGGGGAAGCAGGAAUCCAUGCUGCACAUGUUCAUCUAUUCUGUAUGAGAAACCUGGGGUGGGCGUGGGGGAUGGGAAUGUUGGGGCUAAGUGGGGUCCUCAGGGUUCAGCUCUUUCUUUGAGGGUUACAUUGACUCAGCCCUUUAGUUACCUAGAGCCAGGGCCAGAGAGGUAGGAAGUGAGGGUCCCCGGCUAGGAGCGGGACUGGUGGCAUUGUACCCCCUGGUACCAGGGCCUCUGAGGGACCUAAGACAGGUGUAUUACCAAGGAAUAGAUGGAUUUAAAAAAAUGUGGGCAGCUGGCAGUAGGGAGAUUAACUUGCAGUGCUGUGUAGAUGUGUGGCAUGGUGGGUGGGGUGGGGCGAUGGGGUACAGCAAUGUGGCAUUGACUCUAGAGCUGGGGAAGGUGGAAGCGGAGAGUUUUUCUCCUCUCAUUGGAGAAUGUUCCUCUUCUCCCCCAGGGGUCCUUUCCCAUGAUACCAUAAUUUGCUGGGGGAACAUCUGAGCACGUGGGAGGCACCAUCGCCGGGUCUUCCUUUUGGCUUUGUUCUAGAUACACCAUGAAAUGGGGGAGAGAUACUUUCUCUGCCAUCUGAAUGGUGAAGAUGAGGAGGAGGCUUUGGGGGAACCUUUCAGAAACACUUCUCUGUCUUCUCCGGAGACACCCCAGCACCAUCUGUGCCCCAGCCUCUUUGGUCCCAACCCUUUCCAGGCCGUACAUUGGAGCCUGGCCUAGCCUAGGGACGGGAGGGAUGUUUUUCCCAAGGUUAAAUGGGGGCUUUCUCACCUGUCAUCUCCUUUUGUGAGAUUGACCAGAGCUGCCCCUCGAGAAAUGGGGACCCCAUCCUCGAAACCUUCCAGGAAGAAAGGCCUAGAUCCUACCCCAUUUGGAGGAGGAAGGUAGAUGGAUAACUAUUCCAACCUUCAUGUAAGUGAUCUAGAAAUCUUUGAGGGUUAUCCUGGGUUGAGUCAGAAGUGUUUGAACAGACACACUUUUGGGGCCCAUUGGGGGAGGCACAGUCCCCCCUCUCCCAAUUCUACUCCUGCUUCUUAACCAGCUGCACUUUAAUCCUGAGGGAGGGGAUGGAAGGAAUGGAAAACUCAAGAAGGGUUGAAGCUAUUUUCUAAGAAAGGGGGUGGGAGUAGACACGAUCUGCACCCUGGAAAUGCCCCUAGUUCCCCCAAGAUCUUCCCAGGACUGCCUUUUUCCAGGGAAAUGUUUGCCUCAUCCAUAAAAGCACCCCCUUCCAUCCCCCUCCCCAACCCUCAUGACUCAUGGCUGGAACUUGUAACCAGUAGCCUGUCUUCCUUCCUUCAAGGUUUUCCUAAAUAAAUAAGUUCAAUGUCC
Molecule: messenger RNA, 2267 nt
Organism: Dromiciops gliroides (monito del monte)
Lineage: Eukaryota; Metazoa; Chordata; Mammalia; Microbiotheria; Microbiotheriidae
Product: neuroblastoma suppressor of tumorigenicity 1-like
Exons: 4
Coding region: 245-757 (170 amino acids)
Biological process (GO): animal organ morphogenesis
Molecular function (GO): BMP binding; receptor ligand activity
Source: RefSeq, a predicted model, not a curated record